AUGGUUUGUUGGACGUGCACUCAGGGAUGCGCCACCAUCGCUUUCCUAUGGCCGACAGCCAUUGAGUGCCCUGUCUUCUCAUUCUCUCCUGUCGCUCUCUUCGAGUGCACUGUGCAUGUAUGUGGGUGCGCACGCGCAUAUGUGUGCUUCUCUGCACAUGUGUAUUCAUUUUCUACAGCCAAUACUCUUCAUUCAAUCGAAGAAGAGUGUGUGUGUGCGCGUGGCAUCAUGGUAAUUCGUGUUGUGCUGCAAGCGAUGAGCCAGGGCCAUCUUCUUGUAGAUAACAUCGACAAGUAUGUCCACACGGGCCGCGGAGUCAUGGUGUACAUCGCGUUCAUUUCAGACGGAGAGAACACCUCGGUUACCGACGAGGAGCUGCGCCGCGGCGUAGAUGUGCUGCUCCAAACCAAAAUAUUCACCCAUUUCUCACCAGAAAAGAUGAUAACUCGGCCCCUGUCACUGGAAGAGUGCCCUGAGAUGGAUAUCCUCAUCGUUCCGCAAGCGUCACUGGGUGGAAAAGUGAAGGGGCGCUCGGUGCAGUUUCACCAGCUUGUACCCAAGGACGUCAGCGCAGCGCUGUACGAUCGCUUUUGCCAUUUCGUGCGCGUCGCCCGCGGAGUGGACGAGACUCGUGUGGACGCCAAUGGGGCUUCGCUGAGCGAGGAACACGUUCCUGAGGCGGCGAGCUGGAUCAAGUAUAACUCCCGCGUCAUCUCCGGCACUUUUGGGAAUCGCCAGGGCCUUCGAUUUGAAACGGAUGGCCCGUUCACACACACGUUCGACAUUUGA
Molecule: messenger RNA, 789 nt
Organism: Leishmania braziliensis MHOM/BR/75/M2904
Lineage: Eukaryota; Euglenozoa; Kinetoplastea; Trypanosomatida; Trypanosomatidae
Exons: 1
Coding region: 1-789 (262 amino acids)
Biological process (GO): tRNA metabolic process
Cellular component (GO): cytoplasm
Molecular function (GO): D-tyrosyl-tRNA(Tyr) deacylase activity
Source: RefSeq, a predicted model, not a curated record